UCGCUUUCCUCACACGAAUAUUCGUACACAGAGGAGGAAGAGAGAGAGAGAGAGAGAGCGAUAAUGGCGUCUAACGGCUUCGCGAUGCUACCGAUCCUUGUGUUAGCUCUCUUCGCUUCGUCUAUUAGAAGCGAAGAGACGGAGACGAAGGAGUUCGUCUUGACUCUCGAUCACUCCAACUUCACCGAUACCAUCAACAAGCACGACUUCAUCGUCGUCGAGUUCUACGCCCCUUGGUGUGGCCACUGCAAGAGUCUUGCUCCUGAGUAUGAGAAGGCUGCAGCAGAGCUGAGCAGCCAAAGCCCUCCCAUCUUCCUCGCCAAGAUUGAUGCUAGCGAGGAGUCUAACAAAGGGAUUGCGAACGAGUACAAGAUCCAGGGCUUCCCAACAAUCAAGAUUCUGAGGAAGGGAGGGAAGUCGGUUCAAGAUUACAACGGACCUCGUGAAGCUGCGGGUAUUGUAACUUAUGUGAAGAAGCAGAGUGGGCCUGCUUCUGCUGAGAUUAAGUCGGCUGAUGGUGCUGCUGAGGUUAUUGGUGAGAAGAGUGUUGUUGCUGUUGGUGUGUUCCCUAAGUUAUCCGGUGAGGAGUUUGAUUCUUUCAUGGCCGUUGCUGAGAAGUUGCGCGCUGACUAUGAUUUCGCACAUACUUUGGAUGCCAAGCUUCUUCCUCGUGGAGAUUCAUCUGUGGCGGGACCUGUUGUGAGGCUAUUCAAGCCUUUCGAUGAACUGUUUGUCGAUUCCAAGGAUUUCAAUGGGGAAGCUCUGGAGAAGUUUGUCAAAGAAUCAAGCAUUCCUCUUGUUACCGUCUUCGACAAAGAUCCAAGCAACCACCCAUAUGUUUCUAAGUUCUUUGACAGCCCUGCCACUAAGGUAAUGAUGUUCGUUAACUUCACUGGAGAAACAGCUGAAUCUCUAAAAUCAAAGUUCCGUGAAGUUGCUACAUCCUCCAAAGGACAAGAUCUUGCCUUCCUUGUUGGUGAUGCCGAGAGCAGCCAAGGCGCUUUGCAGUACUUUGGACUCGAAGAGAGCCAAGUUCCCCUCAUCAUCAUCCAAACUUCUGACAGCAAGAAGUAUCUUAAAGCUAACGUUGUGGUUGACCAGAUUGAAUCAUGGAUGAAGGACUUCAAGGACGGGAAAGUUGCCGCCCACAAAAAAUCUCAGCCUAUCCCAGCUGAGAACAACGAGCCAGUGAAGGUUGUUGUGGCUGAGAGCCUUGACGACAUGGUUUUCAACUCUGGAAAGAAUGUCUUGAUUGAAUUCUACGCACCAUGGUGUGGACACUGCCAAAAGCUUGCUCCCAUCUUGGACGAAGUGGCUUUGGCGUUCCAGAACGACCCAAGUGUCAUCGUAGCAAAACUAGACGCAACCGCGAAUGAUAUCCCAAGCGAUACCUUUGAUGUGAAAGGCUUCCCAACGAUUUACUUCAGAUCUGCAGAUGGAAAGGUGGUAGUGUACGAAGGAAGCAGGACAAAGGAAGACUUCAUAAGCUUCAUUGAGAAGAACAAGCCAGCUUCUCAUGGUGAAGAGUCUUCUACUUCUACUACUAUUAGGAGUGGAGAACACAAGACUGAGGAAUCGGCCGCAAAGGACGAGCUGUAAAAGCCUUUGUUUUUCUUUUCUUUUCUUUUUUGCUUUUAUCUCUUUCUGACAUUUGAACUUAAUGUUACCCGGUAAUAAAAGCUUCGAUCAAAUAAAAAAGCCUAUUAAUCAUC
Brassica napus (rape) is the source of this 1712-nucleotide messenger RNA. RefSeq names its product protein disulfide isomerase-like 1-2. Gene Ontology annotation, molecular function: protein disulfide isomerase activity. The record is from RefSeq and is a predicted model, not a curated record. Gene Ontology annotation, cellular component: endoplasmic reticulum. Bases 64 to 1599 code for a protein of 511 amino acids. The transcript has 10 exons. Lineage: Eukaryota; Viridiplantae; Streptophyta; Magnoliopsida; Brassicales; Brassicaceae. Gene Ontology annotation, biological process: response to endoplasmic reticulum stress; protein folding.